Molecule: messenger RNA, 659 nt
Organism: Cynara cardunculus var. scolymus (artichoke)
Lineage: Eukaryota; Viridiplantae; Streptophyta; Magnoliopsida; Asterales; Asteraceae
Exons: 4
Coding region: 107-496 (129 amino acids)
Biological process (GO): intracellular protein transport; endoplasmic reticulum to Golgi vesicle-mediated transport
Cellular component (GO): endoplasmic reticulum; endoplasmic reticulum membrane
Source: RefSeq, a predicted model, not a curated record
GCUGUUUGUUUCAACUUUCGCGUGCCUUAGUAUCUUCGUCCACCUUGGUCGACAAGUAAAGAGUCUGCAAAAACCUAAUCAACCGAUCUCCUAUCACUGGAUAACAAUGGCGUUGCAAUGGAUGAUUCUGACGUAUGUUGUUGCCGCUGAGGCAGCCAUAGCCUUGUUGCUCACUAUGCCUUCCCCCAAGGCCUUGAAGUCUAGUCUCGUCUCUUUAAUUUCUCUCAUUUUACAACCCUCCAUGUUCAUCGUCCCCUUUGCUGGUUUUCAGCUUCUAGAUAUCUACUGGAAGAACGAGCACAGGUUGAUGUGUUCUGGAGAGACCUGUACUACUGCUGAGAGAGAUCGAUACGAGAGAUCGAUAUACAAGGCUCAGAGGAAUGUAAUUCUGUGUUGUGCAGCAUGUCUUCUCUACUGGUGUAUCUAUCGUGUUUGCAAGUACUACAAGGAGAUUCAGAGUAUGGAGGAAGUCGAAAAGAGGUACAAGGAAGAGUAGAAUACUUCCAUCGGAUUGCGUUGCAGGUACCAUAUUUGUAUGUCGUCUUGGUGUUUCAAGCCGUAGAGUUUAUUGUACCUUAUAUCGUGAAUUUAUGCAUUAUUGUGUAAUAAAAGACAAGCUUAAGUAUUCUAGUUUGAUACCAAUGUGCCAUUUUCUUUCU